Molecule: messenger RNA, 603 nt
Organism: Oikopleura dioica
Lineage: Eukaryota; Metazoa; Chordata; Appendicularia; Copelata; Oikopleuridae
Source: the annotation of a GenBank genome assembly
AUGGGAGCUUGCGUUAGCUGCAGAACUAAAGAAGACUCAGAGAUUUGCGAGAAGAGACAUUCUACCGCCGAAGAGCAAGAGAUCAUCAAGGCGCAGAUUGAAGAAACUCUCGGUUCCGUCAUCGACUUGACAAAGGGUGGAUCGUCGAAUGGCAAAGGUUUGAGUGGAGAUAUCUACUCGGCAAGAUCUGCGAGCACCUCUGGAAUCGGUUCCGAACGAAGCUCGAGGGGAUUCUCGGACCAAUACGAAGUCGACGAAGAGGAUGAUUACGAAGAUUACGAUCAGCUGCCAGCUCAGAAGACGCGCCCAGUCAGCACGGAGACACCAAGAGCAUCGCUUAACCAAUACGACGACGACGAGGAGGACUACGAUGUCCCAGUAACUAGCCCGAACGCCCGCGUUGUUCCAGACGGACAGCCCGCCGAGAACUUCAUGGAUGACGAAGACUACGACGUUCCUCGACCCUUUGGCUCGACGACAAAGAUUCUUGAGGAGGAAGAAGAGGACGAAUAUGACAUCCCGCGGCCUCAUCGAAUCAUCUCGGAAGUUGAAGAAGAGGAGGACGAUAUUUACGACAUUCCCCGCCCUCUGCUGAUCAAAUAG